AGGAAAAAAUGGAGUCACAUAAAACCAGGUGGAAGGAAGGGGAACAGGAGAGUCCCACAAAACCAGGUUUUUCCUCAUAGUCUUGCCAAGGUAGAGUCACCUUAAUGGGUCUAACUGUCCACAGUAGAAGAUGCUGCAUCUCUUGGUGCUGUAGGACUUGGAUUCCAGUGUGGCCAGCUUAACGGAUGGCAUGUGAGAUUAGCAGGCAGAUGGAUACCUGUGUCAGAAUGCCUCUUGCUGUUCUUUUCAGGAUGGGUGAGUCCUGUAGCUCAGUGCAGAGCAAAGCCUGUAAAACCCGAGCUCGACAGGACCCCAGAGCGCUGUGGGUCCUGACGCCCCAGGCUCCCCUGGCUGGUGUUGGUUUUGCUUCCUGUUCCAUGGCCCCCAUCCCUUCCAGGCUAGAGGACCAGUCUCAUGUCAUUCUGGGCCAGUGAGUCACAAGGAGGAAGCAGCCCCUUUUGCAUGGACUUAAAUCAGAGUCAAGCCUGUCUUCUGUUGACAGGACAGUGCCGGCGAGCUGGAGAAGAAUGUGUGUCACUUUGAUUGUGCUCUGCUUUGUAGAGGUGAGUGGGCCUUGCCAGGCCUAGGGCAUAGCAACUCCAGAUGCUAUUGUUAGUAGCUGUGAAAAUCAUUUGAACCCCGUGUCCACAUUUAGGGUCAGGCCUAGACAGAAACAUUGAUCACCAUCAGGCUAGGGGUUUUAGCCAGCACUGUCAGCUUGUGUGUCUUGCUGUACGAGUUGUGUACAUGUUCUCCUGGGUAGAGAGUGGCUCCUUGCACUUAAAGUGGCCACCCAUACAGUGUUGAAUGCAGGGGCCAAAUGUAUGGGGCUCUCACUGCUGAAGAUGUCACUGAGUCCUUUGGGAAAAGAUAAGUUGCAGGAGUCUGAUCUAACCUCAGUACUGGCCUGAGUACAAAGGGAAGUGUGAGGUUGUUGAGGCCAGCCUGCCUCAAGCCCAAGAACAACUGGCACUGGCCUGCCUUACAAAGGAGGACAGGGAGAAGACAUAGGUGUGACUUUGGAAGGGUCAUGAGGACAGCUCACCUUCACCCUGGCCUUCUAUGCUGCAGUGGUUUGAAAGAAAAUAACCACCAAAGGGACUGGCACUAUUGGGAGGUGUAGCUUUGUUGGAGUAGGAGUGGCCUUGUUGGAGGAAGUGUGUCACUGUGGGACAGGCUUUGAGGUCACAUAUAUUCUCAAGCCAUACCUAAUGUCUCAGAUCAUUUCGUGCUGCUUUCUGAUCAAACCCAGUCAGCACUAUGUCUGCCUGCACACUGCCAUGACCCGCCAUGAUGAUAAUGGACUGAAUCUCUGAAAGUGCAAGACACCACAGUUAAAAGCUUUUCCUUUAUAAGAGUUGUCAUGGUCAUGGUGUCUCUUCACAGCAGUAGAAACCCUAAGGCAUGUGCCUAGACCAUCACGGAGAUGUUGAAGAUGGACAGCAUCUUUUCACACUUAUACAGUAUGGCAUCCAUUCUGUAUCACUGCCAUGAGGACCAGCCUCCAAGAGCUCAGGAUUUGGAGGGUGCUGAUGAACGGCAAGCCUUCAGCAGGUCAGAGACACUGAAGAGGAGAUGCAGAGCAGGUGAACCAGUGGACACACAGACACAGGAGGACUUUUCUGCGGGCCAAAGUAUUGUGAGUUGGGACUGAGAUAGACAAUGGAUGGAAGCAGGACUGAGGAGGUGAUGAUGCAGCAGGACCCUCAGGACAGAUGCUCUGAAGAGGAUGUCCUCAUGGAUCAUUUCAAGAUCCUCAAGACCCUCAGUACAGGAAACUUUGCUCAGGUGAAAAUGGCUCUCCACCUCCUCACAGGAGUACCAGUUGCUCUGAAGAUGCUGGAAAGGGGUAAAACAAAUUCUAAUAUUAUUGAAAAUGAGGUAGAGAUUAUGAAAUUCCUCGAUCACCCUAAUAUAAUCAAAUUGUUCCAUGUCUUGAAAACCACUGAACACAUCUACUUGGUUUUGGAAUAUGCCUCUAGGGGUGAUCUGGCUGGUCAUAUCUUAGAAGUGGACCAUAUGCCGGAAGUGGAGGUCCGGCACGUAUUCACACAACUGGUCUGUGCUGUUAAAUAUUGCCACGAAAAUGAUAUUGCACAUAGGGACAUCAAACCAGAAAACAUUCUGAUAGAUGCAAAUAAGAUUGUUAAGCUGUGCGAUUUUGGCUUAGCCAUCAAUGUGAGUAUGGAGCCAGAGUCAACAAUGUUCUGUGGCACCCUUCCCUAUUGUGCCCCAGAGCUCUUCAGCAGCCAAGACUAUGAUCCCAGGGCACUUGACAUCUGGAGCAUGGGAGUGGUUCUAUAUAUCAUGAUGACAAAGCACUACCCUUUCAAAGGAAAAACUUACAAUCAGAUGAAGAUCGAAAUGCAGAAGCCACGUUGCUACAUUCCACCAAAGCUCCCAGUGCACAUUGCCAGUCUCAUCGUCAAGUUGUUCACUACCAACCCCAGGCAGAGGCCCAAGAUACAUGGCGUUAUGGAACAUGAGUGGCUCAAGGGCAGUGAAAAAUUUUCAAAACCCACCCAGUCCUUAGAACUACUCCCCAACAAGCCCAACCCCAGCAUUAUGGCAGCCAUGUGGGGCAUGGGCUAUAACCCCAAGGACAUUAGCAAGUCUUUAUAUGAAAACAACUUUGACAGCAUUAUGGCAACUUAUUUAAUAUUAAAAUAUAAUUCACCCUGGGUGGACAACUCCAACUGUAAUGAAAAGCUCAUGCAGCCCAAUACUGCCAUGGCACCUGCAGAUCCUCCCAUCUGCCAUUACCUCCUGAAGAGCAUAGGGAGUGAGCCUGACAAUUCCACCUCAACCCUGCCAGCAAAAUAUCCAUCUCAGGUGAUAAUAAACUCAUAAAAAAGGACAGUCAGAAAAAAUCACAGCAUGCCUGCCAUCCACUGCUGGCCAACAAAAAAGCCAACCUCACUCACAGGGGCGCAGUGUGGUCCUUUGCAGCAUGACCAUGAGCAGCUACUGAGCAGCAGCCUAAAGAAGAGAAGCAGGGUUUCCAAGAGCGUCUCCUGUGGUCCAGUGCAGCCCAACCAUGAUGAGCAGCUCCUGAGAAGCAGCCUGCGGAAGAGAAGCAGGGCUUCCAAGAGUGUGUUCUGUGGCCCGGUGCAGCAUGACCUUGAGCAGCACAUGGAUAUUCAUUCUGAAAAUGACAUCACCCAGAAUGAAAAUCCCCAUCAGAGCAGCUCAUUCCUCCAGCAUACACCAUCUUCGAGAAUCUCCGAAGAGGGACUUGAGGAUGUGACCACUACAGAGGCUCAUCAGGACAAGAGCUUGACCCCCCAGGAAACAUCGGAACCAAACCUCACCAGUGCCCGACCCCAGAGAGUGACCAUAGCCUCACCUCGCAUAUGGGAUGGAUGGAAGCAGGUAAAGAGGAGACUAGUGAAGGGCUUACGAAGAUUAUGCUGCUGCUUGCCAGCUGAGAGGAGAAGCUGCACUUUCCAGAGAAGAGUGGCUCCACAGGAAGGAGGGGACAAUCAAGUCACAUAAACCCUGGUGGAAGGGGAACGGGAGUCCCACAAAACCAGCGAUGAGCCUCCAUGGAUGCCGAACCACAGGGUGAGUAGGGAUCUGCCUGGGGUGGACUGAGACAGUUGCAGCAGGAGGCGGGCAGGACAUCUCGGUGGCAGCGUGUCGACACGUCCUGCACAGAAGGCUUUGUCCAAUGCAGGAGGAGGUAAGCAAACUACCACAGGCUUCUCCCCAGGAAAUCCCAGCCAGGAGCAAUUUGGCCCAGCAUUUGCAGUGUCCUGCUUGGAUUGGAUUGACUGCCUGGGGUGAGACGCUCCCGUAGUCCUUACUUGGAGCAAGCAUCAAAGAUACCUGAUGGGACACACCCCCUGCCCUGCCCCCUGUCUUUUCUCAUGUUGAGAGGGGAUGACUGAGAAUGCUGGAGGAAUGAUCUUCUCAGCAGACAGACGGUUACUUCCUCCCUACCCCAGCUGAGCCCAGGUAGGUCAGCCCGAUUGAGUCCACACCGCAAUCAGUCUUCUGUGACAAAUUGUUGACACUUGUCAGGGUGGACAGCCCUACAAGGACAGUUUCAGAGACUUCCUGACACUGGUCAUGAGCUCUACCCUUGUCCCUUCGGGGCCUCAGAAUUCCUUCUUGUAAAUUGGCUUGACAACAGUUUUACUCAGAGGCUUGCCAAGGUAGAGGCACCUUAGUGGGAUGCUGGUCUCAAACUGUCACAGUAGAAGAUGCUGCAUCUCUUGGUGCUGUAGGACUUGGAUUCCAUUGUGACCAGCUUAACGGAUGGCAUGUGAGGUUAGCAGGCAGAUGGAUACCUGUGUCAGAAUGCCUCUUGGUGUUCUUCUCAGGAUGGGCUAGAGGACCAGUCUCAUGUCAUUCUGGGCCAGUGAGUCACAAGGAGGAAGCAGCCCCUUUUGCAUGGACUUAAAUCAGAGUCAAGCCUGUCUUCUGUCGACAGGACAGUGCCAGCGAGCUGGAGAAGAAUGUGUGUCACUUUGGACGACUGAGAUUGUGCUCUGCUUUGUAGAGCAGUAGAAACCCUAAGGCAUGUGCCUAGACCAUCACGGAGAUGUUGAAGAUGGACAGCAUCUUUUCACACUUGUACGGUAUGGCAUCCAUUCUGUAUCACUGCCAUGAGGACCAGCCUCCAAGAGCUCAGGGUUUGGGGGAUCUCCUCGAGGGUGCUGAUGAACGGCAAGCCUUCAGCAGGUCAGAGACACUGAAGAGGAGAUGCAGAGCAGGUGAACCAGUGGACACACAGACACAGGAGGACUUUUCUGCGGGCCAAAGGUUAUAUACCCCAGAAAACUGUUUCAAGCAAUGUAAAAAUUACAAUGUGGCUAUAUUCUCUUUUUCAAGAAUGAUUAAAAUUUAAAGUUUAAAAAACA
Messenger RNA from Arvicola amphibius (Eurasian water vole), 4865 nucleotides. RefSeq names its product sperm motility kinase X-like. Gene Ontology annotation, cellular component: cytoplasm. Gene Ontology annotation, biological process: protein phosphorylation; intracellular signal transduction; microtubule cytoskeleton organization. The coding region runs from base 1663 to 2850 and encodes 395 amino acids. The record is from RefSeq and is a predicted model, not a curated record. The transcript has 9 exons. NCBI's taxonomy places the organism in Eukaryota, Metazoa, Chordata, Mammalia, Rodentia, Cricetidae. Gene Ontology annotation, molecular function: ATP binding; tau-protein kinase activity; protein serine/threonine kinase activity.